Parnassius mnemosyne (clouded apollo) is the source of this 2355-nucleotide messenger RNA. NCBI's taxonomy places the organism in Eukaryota, Metazoa, Arthropoda, Insecta, Lepidoptera, Papilionidae. The record is from the annotation of a GenBank genome assembly.
AUGCUUACUGAAAGGCACGACACAAAGAUAAUAGAAUUUUGGCUGAAAGAAUGGUUUUCCAACAAAGCUAACAUUCCAUUAGAAAUAGUCACAGAUAUGUCAAAACCUUUACAAAAUGCAAUUUGUUUAGCUUCAAAUAAUAUUACAUAUAAUCAAUAUUUAUCAAUGUGCUAUCGGUUUUUAAUUAAUAAAAGUCAAGUCUUAAUGAAACCUUACCUGCGUAUAGAUAUAGCACACUUUAUACACUGGGUUUCGCGUUUAAGUAGUUUUGCUAAAGCUAAUCUGGCUGUAAAAGACUUUUAUUUACGAGCAUUGGGUUUAAUGACUACUGUAGAUAAUUUGGACAUGAUUACUAAAUUGAUGAGAGCAGUAUUAAAAAUUUGUCAAAAUAAUUAUGGUUGUUCUGACGAUAUUAAGUGGUUACUAAGUAAAAUAAAAACUUUUAAAUUCGACGAUAGUGUUAACUAUAAGGAUUUAAAACACAAUAGUUCUUGUUUACAAAAGAAAUCAUGUGAAGUUCACUUAUCUUGCCAAGAAGAAUUUAUUAACUUGAAUGAUAUUGAACAUCUCUGGGAAGAAAGUGAUGAACUAAGUAAUUUUAUUGAGGAUUUAAUAACAGAAACAAGCACAAAUAAUAAUUCAGAUACAUCAAUUAACUAUAACGACAUUAAUAGCUAUUAUCAUCCUGGAAUUCUACCUGAUUUAAAAAUAUUAUUAAAGAAAUUUCCAUCAUGGUCAAAUGUGAUGAAACCUCAUUAUAAUUGUCAUAAUAAUGUUCCAACUUCAGCUCGAUCUGAAAAUUAUUUUAAAUUUAUUAAGAAUAAUUUAUUAGAAAGUCACCAGCCGAUACGUGUGGAUAAAUUUUUAAUUAAGCAUAUAAGAACAAUUUGGGCAAAAAUAAAAGAAGCAAGAGCUGCUAUUGAACUAUUAAAAAUAGAGCAAAAACAAUUAUAUAAAGAAAAAAAGAUAAAAUGCAAUAAAAUAAAAAUUGACAGCAUAUUGAAUUUACAUGAAAAUUGGAAAAACCAAGUAAGGCCGGAGAAUGUUUCCAUUUCAAGUUCUGAAGACAGUUAUACCGUGGUUGAGGAAUCAACGGCAGUUUCUGAUAUUAAGUUUAAUGAAGAUAGCUUAUCCAAACCAGUAUUAAUCUCUACUCCAACAAAAAAUGAAAAUUUAACUAUCGAUGAUAGCAUUCAAUUAUUAGGGUCUCCAAUUGAUGAUAAGUGUUUGGUAUCAUCAUCUAUCAAUAAUACUUGCCGUUCUUUAGAACAAAACAACAACAAAUCUGAAAUCAAUUUUUCUAUCCAAUUAGAAUCAAAUCAACCUCGUUUUGAACGGAAGUGUAAUAAAUUAUCAAAAAAAAGAAAAGACAUAGAUACAAAAAAUUCAGGUCCGCAACAAAAACAGGGAAAAUAUUUAACGCCUUUUCCAGAAGUUGAAGUUCAUCAUUCUAAUGCGCUAGAUAACAAGAAAUUGAGAAUAAAAAAAUCUAAGAAAAAAAUUAUCAGUAACGGUAUGUUCAUCCCUGCAUAUCCAAUUAAAGGUAAAAAAUUAAGUUUAUAUAAUACCUGUCCUUUUGAUAGCUUGAUGGAAGUUUUAUCCUUUACUUAUCUUAACUACAAUAAUUUUAAAAAUGUUGUAGAUUCUCAAGUAAAACCUAAUUCAUUUUUUUCAUGUUUACUGCAUUAUGCUAAGUUUGGUGCAAAUGUUGCUUUUAACAAAAAACGGCUUAGUUAUUUAAGUAGUAAAUAUCCAAUAGAAAAUUAUUCUGUUAAUUGUAGAGAUGAUGUUUCGGAAGUUUUUGCACGAAUUAUGCAUGAAUUGGAUUGUAAUACUGAACAAAGUUAUUGUCAAAAUAAUGCAUGUAAUUAUGUGAAAAUCGUUAAGGAUCCAGUGUUAAAUAUUAGUGCUACAUUGGUUUGGGAAAACGGAUUAAAGUCGUUAAAAGAUUGUAUUUGCCAAGAAUUGGAAAAAAAAAAUCUUUACUUUUGUGAUAAGUGUCAGAGUAUAUCAGCCAACAAAAUAAUUAACAUCACUUCUUAUUUGUGCCUUAAUAUUGCUCACUUUUACGAACCGUCAAUAUACCUUAAAAAUUUAAAUAAAAAACAACGAGAAUCAUACAAUCUCGAAGAAAUACCUAAAAAUUUAGAUAUACUGAAUAAGAAAUUUAUAUUAUCUGGUCUUAUCGAAUUUGUUCCACCAAUAUUGCCAAAAGGUGUAGGGCAUUAUGUUGCUUACACUAGAUCUCUAAAUAAUAUUUGGACACAAAUUAAUGACACUGAAUCAAAAUCAAAAGUAUUUAGUCCAAGUAUGCGAGAGAUUAGAGCAGUUUUACUAUUUUAUGUGUUAGUAUGA